Molecule: messenger RNA, 1786 nt
Organism: Erigeron canadensis
Lineage: Eukaryota; Viridiplantae; Streptophyta; Magnoliopsida; Asterales; Asteraceae
Product: synaptotagmin-3-like
Exons: 12
Coding region: 18-1661 (547 amino acids)
Cellular component (GO): endoplasmic reticulum
Molecular function (GO): lipid binding
Source: RefSeq, a predicted model, not a curated record
AAUACUAGUAAUAAAAAAUGAGCUUUUUUGGUAGCUUAUUAGGAAUUUUUGGUUUUGUAAUUGGAAUUCCAUUUGGUCUGUCUUUGGGUUUUUUAUUUUUUAAACACACAGAGCCUGCAGAUGUCAAGAUUCCAUUCAUUAGGCCACUUGAAGAGAUUGAUAAAAAUUCGUUGAUUGAUAUUCUACCCGAGCUUCCUUUGUGGGUGAAGCACCCUGACUAUGAGCGCGUCGAUUGGUUUAAUGAUGUAGUUCGUGAUAUGUGGCCUUACCUUGAUAAGGCAAUAUGUGCUAUGAUCAGAAGCAUGUCAGAACCUAUAUUUUCUGAAUAUAUCGGCAUGUAUCAUAUUAGAUCGUUAGAUUUUGAAACGCUCACACUUGGGACUCUUCCUCCUAUAAUUCAAGGUAUAAAAGUACAUGAAUUAAAUGAGGACCAUCUUGUCUUUGAUCUUAUGGCUAAAUGGGCAGGAAAUCCGGAUAUAAGUCUAGUUUUGAAUUUUUUAUAUCUACCGAUAAAAAUUCAGUUGAUAGAUAUGCACGUAACUGCAGCAAUGCGGGUAACUCUGAAACCAUUUGUCCCAACCUUCCCAUGCUUUUCAAAUGUUAUUGUCUCUCUAAUGGACAAGCCGGAAGUAGAUUUUGGGUUGAAAGUAAUGGGAGGUGAUCUAAUGGCAAUUCCAGGACUCUAUCAUUUUGUUCAGAAACUAAUCAAGAAACAAGUUGCUAGUCUUUAUCUCUGGCCUCAAUCUCUUGACAUACCGAUUCUUGAUGCCUCUAUUGGUGCUGCAAAGAAACCUGUAGGUAUACUACAUGUGAAGGUGGUACAGGCACGCGAACUCUUGAAGAAGGAUAUCAUUGGAAGUUCAGAUCCGUAUGUUAAGCUCAAACUUAGUGGAGGCAGGAUUAUUCCUUCAAAGAAGACUUCUAUAAAGCCAAAAAAUUUAAAUCCAGUGUGGAAUGAGGAAUUCAAGCUUACUGUAAAUGAUCCUAUGUCUCAGGUCCUUGAACUACAUGUAUUUGACUGGGAAAAGGUUGGACUGCAUGACAAAUUAGGAAUGCAGGUUAUCCCGUUGAUGCUACUCAAACCAAAUGAGAAAAAGGAAUUGACUAUAGGUUUGGUCAAAAACUUAGAUUCUACUGAUAUCCGCAACAGGAAGCCAAGAGGGAGCAUUACAGUGGAAUUAACUUUUGUUCCUUUUGUGGAAGAUGCCAUAGUGUAUGAUGAACCUAGCGACGUCAAUACGAAGAAAGAAAAGGUUUCUAAAAGACAUAGGGGCUCAUUUGUGAAUAGAUCAGGCUUACUUUUAGUGUCAGUGAUCGGUGCAAAGAAUGUUGAAGGAAAACACCACACUAACCCUUACGCGUUAGUCAUUUUAAAAGGAGACACACGUAAAACCAAGUUAUUGAAGAAAACUCAAGAUCCAACUUGGAAUGAGGAAUUCCAGUUUAUGUUAGACGAAGCUCCAGUAGAGGAGAUUAUUCGUAUUGAAGUAAUAAGCAAACGGAAACAUACAUUUGGAUUUGGCCCAUCAAAGGAAGCAUUGGGGCAUGUGGAUAUACAUCUAGUCGAUGUAGUUUACAAUAAUCGUAUAAAUGAGAACUACCAUCUUAUUAAUUCACGAAAUGGGAUGAUACAUGUUGAUAUAAGAUGGAACGUUACAUAAUGUAUAGUUGCAGUGCAGAUAUGCAGUUGUAAUUACUUGCUUCUUAGCACUAUUUUUUAUUGGCUACAUAUUUUUUCAUUGCUUUGUUUGUUGUAUAGAGAUAUAUUGGCUGUAGCUUAUGAAUC